AUGUCUGCGAAGGGUUUCAGGAAUUGUCAGAAACGAAAGCUACAACAUGAAGAUCAAAGCGUUGGUGCUGAUGAUGAUAUGUGGCGGAAGAUCCCAUCAUUACCCACGGAGGAUCUAUUUUAUGGUCAGUCUGCCCAUGCCGAAUGCACUAUUUUGGAUGAGGACAUAUGGGUGGGCGCCAUAUUGACUCCCAAUGGUACGCCUGUGGACACGAAAGGACAAAAACUCUCCUACACCAACUUCGAAAAUGGCUUUAUUAAAAACCCUGAUCUGAAAACGUGUGUGGUUCUUAGCAGCCAAUCGGACUACCAUUGGAGAAACAUAAAGUUGACUAGUAGUAAGGAGGUGUUUGCACUUUGUACAGAUAUUGCAGCUCAGUUCACAAUGUCUCUUCCGAGUCCUGUGUCAACACUGUCAGCAGGGUCCACCGGGCCCGACGCUCGGCUUACCACUGACGCGGACAGAGUUACUGACCCUGAAAAGGGAGUGUCUGGAACAGACGUAACAGGGACUAACCCGCACACCACACUGGUUAAUUCGGCGAUUCCCGACUUAUCCGUAACGUCGACCGGCGUCGUCACCCCGACUGCAGCAGGAAUCAGCCCCGAGGCAGUUACGGGUCAUACUCAGUGGGGUUCUGCACCCACCACCGCUGGGACGACGUUGCCCUUUGCUGGUGUUUCUUCUAACAAACCACUUCAUACUAAUACUCCGGUUGUUUUGACAUGCCAGACCUCAGCGAAUGAUGGCGCUGUUAACUGCUGCUGUGCUUGUGCUCUGUCUCCGAAUCAAAACAACACAAGAAAACUCACGAACAUGCUUGACGAGCUCAGACAGAUUCUUACAGUCGACAAAGCCUCGCUUUCGUCCACGUAUCGCCGGAAACACUGCGUGAAUGACAACCGGACCACUUCGGUCUAUAUGGGCUGCGUAGCCAUCGUUGUUUUGGUUGCUAUCCUAAUUAUCGUAAUAGUCCUGGACACGUCACACUUUCUCUUUCAGGAAUGCCGGUACUCGGCUUUCUUUCAAGAGACUGGGAACACUGACUCCCGGAGUAUCUAAUAAUA
Molecule: messenger RNA, 1067 nt
Organism: Pecten maximus
Lineage: Eukaryota; Metazoa; Mollusca; Bivalvia; Pectinida; Pectinidae
Exons: 3
Coding region: 1-1062 (353 amino acids)
Source: RefSeq, a predicted model, not a curated record